CUAGGACAAGACAACAUGGCCGCCAAACAAUUCAUCAAAUACCUAUCAUCGUUUGGUCAUCCUAAACCAUUCAAGACAGAAUCAGAGUCAGACGUCCACAGUGAUAUUAGAUAUUGUGUUGAUGCAUUAAAUGUGUACAAACGUGGAAAUGAUAAACUAAUGAAAACGAAAGUAGCAGCGAUGGUUUCCAAUGGCAUACAUCUACGUAAACAGUUGACAUCUAUUUUCGAGGCUUUAAUUUUAAAAGAAGACAAUUAUGAAACCGUUAAAGAUAGGAUACAGAGUUUACGAGUGGCACUGAUACAGAAAGGAAUAUUAGAAGAACAGUUUGAAUCCAUGGAAACAGAUGAACCUAAACCUUCCACCGUUGUUAGAGGACAAACGGUGAAACAGUCUGUAGAGUUAUGGCCCUUGUUUGAACAUACAAGUAUUCUGUGUGAAUAUUUGGUGUUCACAAAGAAAGAUAACUCUGUGUCUUUAAGAAAUUUAACCGAUUUUAUGUUGAAAUAUACACCGUCGUCUAUUGUUCAUCUACUACAGCAACAAUUACCAGAGAAUGUGUUAUAUGAAGAAAUGUUAGGUGUUGUAAUGGGCAGAAUGUGGUACAGUGCUGCCACUUGUGAUUAUGAUACCUGGUUAAAAUGGAAUCGGCCGUUUCAAACAGAAGAGGAACUGGUCACAGAUCGUCGUAGAGGUCCUGGUAAUCUACAUCUACUACCAUUGUCUUAUCCUCUAUUUACGAUAUUAUCAUCCAAACAUAACAAUCCUAGAGAAGCUAGUUAUCUCCCCUUACAUGUACCACUAGGUGGUGUUAAUGAUCAACUUGAUAAAUUAUCACAAAUAACUUCCCAUCUGUGGUCAACUAACUGCGCUUUAUCUUCACCAAGAUUUGAUAUUAGAUAUAUAGAAUGCCAACAUUUAAUUUCAUCUUUCUUGAAAAUGCUGGAGUCUUUUGGCUCAUUACUGGAACCCAAUCAACAACAACAGUGGCACGAUGUCAUGGUGGAGGUGUUGUCAAGGAAACGAGAACAACAGUUAACAUGUGACGACAUACGUCUGAUUCAGUCGUUGUUUCAGGAAGUUGGACCGUCUGUAGAACAUCCAGCCGUCUCGCUAAUCUCACGAUGUUUCGAGAUUAUUAUGGAACCAGGAAUCGUGGAAUCGUCAUGUCUAAAUAUGGUGAUUAUUGGAGUUGGUUUAGCGUAUGUGGGAGUGGCCAGUGUUUAUUUACUAGCCCCGAUUGGACCAGUCGAUCCAGUAGAGAAACAGGCAAUAAAACUCAACAACUAUCAAAAUCGGUUGAAUGAAGUAGAACUAGAGAUUCAGGUAUUUGAGAUGCACCUAAAGUUAAAGACAGGACAAACCAUCACUGAUAUAGAAGACAACAAUCGUCACAUCAGACUUCAAUAUUUACUGGAGAGAAGAACACAACUUAUAGAUGAUAUAGAGAUACUACAAGAACAACAGGCUUACAGACCAGACCCAUUACAGUUUCAGAGUUUAAUCCAUGAUGUAAAAGCCUUCUUAGAAAGCGUUGGAUCUAUUGACAGAGUUACCUCCCUUCUCAGUAAAUUAAAAUCGGCCAAUCAGUUGUUAUUGGAGAGGAGAAGUGAUAUGGUUGCCAUAACGACCAGUCUACGAGAAGAAGAGGCAUGGCAACUUACGCUGCAUAGUUUUCUGGAUGGAUUGGACAAAGAGUAUUGGUAUUAUCCAGAUUUGAUCAAACCUUUCAUGACAGCUGUUCAACAGAUGAGAUUAGGCAUCAGUAUAUUGGCUCAAAAAGUUGAAAUGGAACAAAAACAAUCGGCACUACCAAAGCAAAUCUAUGGUCAGACAUUAGAAGAUGUUGUUUUAGUUUUAAGUCAGUUUCCUACUAUGAGUGGAAGUUAUGAGACGUUUCAUGAUUUAACCAAGUGUUUGAUUUAUGAUACGACUAGUGAGUUAGUUAACAACAGUUUAAAAACACCAGACACAGAUAAUAACCAAGAUGUCCUCUCAAAGUUGUUAAUGUGUGGCUUGUAUCUCGUUAAACUUCACUGUUUUCAUCGUGGAGAAUUAACGGCAGACAUUACUCUCACAUUAUCUAAUUUAUUCGGAGCUUUCGUAUCUGCGUGGCAAGAUCAGGAAGAUAGACGGAGGAAGAAAGAAGCAGAAGAUGCGAGUUUAUAUCGAUUCCGCAGUAAAACUCACGGAGAUGAACGAACAGAAGAAGAGAAAGAGGAAGCAGAAUUUAAAUCAAGUUUUCCGUCAUUUGAAAAGGAAUAUGCUGAUUUAGUUGGACCGCAGACAUUGGAAGAAGUUGGACAACUAACGGAAGAUGACGAUGAUGUCGCCAGUCAUAUUGAUAGUAUAACGACAGAAGAGAUGUAUACAGUCUAUCGAAUUCACGAUUUAUUGUUUACCUCACUAGUCUCCACCGAUUGGUUAACGCAGAAACCUCAUACUCCAUGUACGUCUGAAGAGUAUCUUCAACCAGCCAUGUUGGGUUAUAGUAUCGCAGCUCGAGUUGCCCAGAAAUCUCUUGGUACUUUAGGUCGUGACGUUGAUCUGGGGGUAGUUGGAGGCCAUCUUGUAAUAAGCGGUGUUGUUCAACAGACUAUAUUAUCCAGUCUUAACUCUACAGACGCUACACAGGACGAGAAUUUAUGUUUAAAACCCUCAGAAUUUUACGAUGUGUAUUACGAUUCUAACGUUGCUGAAGUGAGCCAGUGUAAAGGUGUUUUAGAUAGAUUUAUCAUCAGAUUGGAAGAAUUACUCGUAGAAUUUCCAGAACAUCCUACCUUGUUACAGAUACUGGCGAUUAUUGAGAGAAUUCUAUCUUUCUCAAUAACUUGUCCUAUUAUGAAGUUUUUAGUUGGCCUUGAACUACUGUUAGAAAAAUCUAAGGAUUGGGAAGCCAAUGCUGCUAAGCAUGUGUCUAUUAUGCCUAAUUUUACCGAAGUGUCUGCCAUGGUGGUACAGUGGAGAAAACUUGAACUAGGAUGCUGGAAGAACACAAUGUUGUUAGAAGAACGUAAAUGUGAGAAGUCCGUCAGUAAAUGGUGGUUUCAUCUUUAUCAAUUGAUAACUUCUUAUCUUGACCAAACACAGAAAUCUGUAGACAGUGUUGAAUUGCUGACAUCAUUAAAACAGUUUUUAGAGAAAUCGAAUCUUGGUGAAUUUAAGAGUCGUCUACAGAUGAUCUAUGCGUUACAUUGUCAAGUUUAUAAAAUGGAUACCUCAGAGAAACAAGUGGAAGUGCUGAACAUGUUGUGGAACUUAUAUCAGUUUUAUCAUCAAUAUUUACCUAAUGUAGAGGCUGAAAUAACCUCACAAAAAACACCAAUACAGAAACAAUUAAAGGGUUUUGUAAAAAUAGCGAGAUGGAGUGAUUUGAAUUAUUGGGCUUUAAAACAGUCGACUGAGAAGACUCAUAGAAUGGUUCAUAAAUACGCCAAGAAAUAUGAGGUUAUUUUAAAUCAACCAGUAACCAAGUUGCUAGGUGACAGGGGAGAUAAUUUAUCAAUAUUAACACCUGAGAAUCAAUCUAAAGGAUCAGUUCUAUGUGAAAGACUAGAAGUCUACAGACAGAUGAUCAAAACAAAAACACAACCAAAGACAAUAUUGAGAGAGAUAGAAGAAGCUGUAACGUUGAGUGAUCUACAGACACGACUACCUGUUUUAAUACCCAGACUGAGUAAACAUUGGAAAUCUCUAGUAACAUCUCUCAACUAUACUCAAUUAUUGUCAACACUUGAUUCAUUUACAGGCAAUAUUGUUGAAAAUGUUCAUGAAUUACAGAAAGCAGAAAUACCUCAGGGAGAUGAUAAAGAAAAGCAGAAGAAAGAAGCCAAAUUUUUGAAUCUCAGAAAAAGAAAAUCACUAUCAGAACUUUUUAAAUAUUUAACCAAAAUGGGUUUAUCGUACCGUAAAGGGUUAGUUUUAGAGGAAGAUACACAGCAACUAGAUUCUCUGUCAUUACAGCCUUUAGAUGUAACAGCUGCCAUGUCCAAGCAUAAAAGUGUUGGAGGUGAAGUAUUAUCUAGUCAAUGGGAGAAUUGUCAAGAGUAUUUUUAUCGAUGUAUAACUCGUAAAGCUCAGUUAGAUCAGGCUAUACUACAACCAGCUGCUGAUCUUGGUCUGGGUAACAGUGAAAGAUGUCGAGGUUUUUCUACUCAUCUACAUCAUCUGUUUACUAAACAAAGACAGGAACUCGGAGAAACGUUCAAUAAUUAUAUAACUCUCAGAAAAUUUUUGAGCGAGUUGAGAAAUAUAACCAAGUCCAACGAUACAUCCUUGCCACCACAAAACCAUUUAAAACUUUGGCUGGAGAGAUUAAAAGUUUUAACAGUCCAGCUAUUAGAAGGAUUAAACCAGUAUCUAUUAUUACUUUACGCAUGUCCCAGACAUCGUAACGAUGGCAACGAUUACAUUUCACCCCUCUGUAUAGAAGAGUUGUCUCCCAUGUCAAAGGUUAAGAAGGAAGAUCCAUUGUGGCAGCAGUGUGUUGACACAAUCAAGGAACUGAUCUCGAAUACGUCUACAGAACAUAAAAAACUUCUACGACUUUCUGAUAAACUUUUCUUAUUAUGGAAGGAUUUUGACAUCGUUGAAAAUGUGUCUAUAGUUUUAAGAUCUACAAGUGAAAAAUUAUCAACAAUGUCCAAUUUAUUCAAAGACCCUGUCUCGGGAACAAGUUGUGCUUUAAACGAACCAUUGAAUAUCUUAGAAGAAAAUAUAACGUCUUGUAUGGGCGAGUUCCAAGAUUGGACAGAAACGUCCAAAAACCCUGUUGUGAUGACAGAAGAACUUGUUUCUAGUGAUAGCAGUGAUACGGACAUUGCUACUGGUGUAGAUUCGGUGAUAGAAAAUGUUCUUUUGACCGUUCAAAAACUUUUAACGCAUCAUGCAGUAAUAGAUUCUACAAAAGAUGGAGAUGAAACAAAGUCUGCAGCUGAAGAAUUAGAAAAUGAAGAAAAUGAUGAUAUUAUAGAAGGUCAUUUAGUAACAGGUUUAAUUAGUGAUUUAAAGACAGACCUCCAUGAAUUGCGAUCUGCUCAGAUAUCUACUUUGGUAAGAAGUUUAGUAGAGAAGAUAGAGGCAAUGUUUAAUGAGGACACGUCAAAACCAGUUGGAAAAACAGGCCUUGUUUUAUUAUUACGAUCUUAUCCACUACUAGAACGAUACUGUGAAAUAACGGAAUAUUAUUUAGCUCAUGUGAUUGGUUCUCAUAGAUCAUGUGGUAAACUACUGUCUGUAUUACUAGCGUUGUUUACAGAACUCGCUAUGAAGGGGUUCUGUGUUCCCCCUGAACUAAGUGAUGAGAUGGAGAAGGAGGGUGCUACAGAUUUUAAGGAUAUAGAACAGGGAGGUUUAGGAGAAGGGGAAGGGGUUAAAGAUGUCAGCGAUCAGAUAGAAACAGAAGAUCAGUUGGAUGAUGCUAGAAAAGCUGGUGAAGAGAAGAAAGAGGAAGAUGACAAUCCUAACGUAGCACCUGAAGAUAACGCAAUAGAAAUGUCUGAUGAUUUUGAUGGUAAACCACAAGAUUUAGAACAAGAAGGUGAAGAUGAUAAAGAUGAUGAUAAAGAUGAGGAUGAAGAUGAUGAUAUAGAGAAACAGAUGGGAGAAUUAGACGAGAAGGAUACUGAUAAAUUAGAUGAACAACUGUGGGGUAGUGAUGAGGAAGAUGAACAAGAACCGGAAGAGAAUCCUAAAGAUGAGACGGGACCAGGUGACGGUCAGAAGGAAGAGAAUCAGUUGGUAGCUAAAGAUGAUAACCAGGAUAAAACAACAGAUAAAAAACAGGAGGAAGACAAACAACAACAAGAGGAGAAGGAGGAAGAUCAAAUACAUGACAUGGAAGAUAUACAAGAGGAGGGAUAUAAUGAAGAUAAAGUAGACGCUAAUCAGGGAGACAGCAAGGAACCGGAUCCAGUUCCAGAGUCGAUGGAAUUACCAGAGGACUUAAACCUGGAUGCAGACGAAGGCGGAGAGAAAGAAGAGGAAACAGAAAUGGAAGAUCCUGCGGAGGGUAAAGAAGAUGAGGGGGAGAUAACUGAGGAAACAUCCGAUGAUAAACCUGAAGAAGGAGAAGAAGAAAACCCAGAGAAAGAUGAAGAAAGUAAAAAAGAUGAUGAAAAAGAUAAUCAAGAUGGUGUUGAGGAAGAGAAAGAAGAAGCCGGAGAUAAAGGUGUUGAUAAUCCUGAAGAUAUAGGUAAAGAUGAAGAGGAUAGGAAAGAGGAGGAGGGAAAAGGAGAUCCUGGUUUUACAGCUGAUGAUGAAGAGAAGGAUGAUGGAGAGACAGAAGAAGAAAUGAAAGAUAAAGAUGAUAAAUCAGAGAAAAUAGAAACACAUGGUAAAACAUCACAUGAUACACCUAAUAUAGAAGAGAGUGACACAGCCCAGGAUGACGCAGCUAAAGCUGAUAACCAACAGGAGGAGAAAGUAGGAAGUGGUAUGGCCGACACACAACAAGAUGAAGGUCAUGAAGGUGAAAAGUCAUCGGAGGUCACUCAGGGGUCAAAUAAAAACAGAAAAGAGAAGAAACGUCAGCCUGGUAAAUCUGAUGAAGAUCGUAGUCUUGGUGUUCCAGACCAGUCUUAUAAAAGAUUAAAGACUUCUGAUGAAACUAGUCAUGAUCAAGAGGAAGAAGAGAAAAAUCAGGAGAAGAAGGAGGGUGAUAUUUACGAACAUAUAAAAGAUUCUAAAUCACAUCACGACGCUCAAACACUUGACGCGGCUACGGAUGAACAACUGGAGAAACAAUCCGUACUUAAAGAGGAGAAGGAAGAUAAACCGGAAGAGCAAACAGAUGAUAUAAAACCUAUGGAAGAGGAGGAUAAUCAAGAGGAUGAUAUGGAGGUAGAGAAGAAAGAGAGUAAUAAAGUCAAAGGUAAAAAAACAGAACAAGGUUUGGAGGAUAUGAACAUGGAGAUGAAGAUGGAAGAAGAAAUGGAUAUGGAUAGAGAGAAAGUAGAAAUAGAGGGAGAACGAGUUUUAACUAUGACGGUUGGUCGUGGUCCAGAAUCUACCAUUCAUACAGCUAUAGAGAAUUUACAUUUGGAUAGUACGCCAUCAGAGAUAGACUUGGAGAAAAUUCGAGCAGAUUUAGAAGAAAAUGUCAGCUUGUGGUCUCAUCAGUCAUUGACUACUCCUGAACAGAUGGCAGAAGCAAGUUUAGCGUGGCAGAGAUAUGAAGCUCUGACGUCCAGUCUUUCACAAGAAUUAUGUGAACAAUUGCGAUUAGUUUUAGAGCCUUCACAAGCAACCAAACUCAAAGGAGAUUACAGAACGGGUAAAAGAUUAAAUAUGAGGAAGGUCAUACCAUAUAUAGCAAGUCAGUUCCGUAAAGAUAAAAUCUGGUUACGAAGAACGAAGCCAUCGAAAAGACAAUAUCAGAUAAUGCUAGCUAUAGAUGAUUCUUCUAGUAUGUUGGAUAACCAUUCCAAGCAGUUGGCAUUUGAAUCUCUAGCUGUAAUAUCAAAUGCUUUAACUCUGUUAGAAUCUGGUGAUUUGGCCAUUAGUAGUUUUGGAGAAAGUGUAAAACUCCUUCAUUCAUUUACCGAUCAGUUCUCAAGUCAGUCUGGAGCAAACAUACUUCAUCAAUUUACUUUCGAACAGAAAAAAACUAAAAUAGCUCAGUUACUUCAACAAGCGACAUCUAUAAUGGUGGAUGCAAGAAGUCGUCAACACGGAGUAAUAGGAAAUCCAGAAACAUCCCAGUUACUAUUAAUAGUAUCAGAUGGGCGUGGCUUAUUUUCAGAAGGAAUGGAGGUUGUGAAAUCAGCUGUACGGAAAGCCAGAGAUGCCAAUAUAUUUCUUGUCUUUGUUAUUAUAGAUAAUCCUGAAAAUAAGGAUUCUAUAUUAGAUAUUCGAGUACCGAUAUUUAAAUCACUCGGAAAGCUUCCAGAAAUCAAGAGUUACAUGGAAGAAUUUCCGUUCCCAUUUUAUAUAAUACUACGUGACAUUAAUUCUUUACCAAUCACAUUAAGUGAUGCAUUAAGACAAUGGUUUGAGUUAGUUACAGCUGGUGAUAGAUGAUAACGCAAUAAAUCUCGACAACAAACACCAUGGAGGGGAGAUAACUAUCGUGACCCAGAGAUAAAUAUUGCAAAGGGAUAUUACUGUCUGGAAGGGGAGAUAACUGUUGCUGUUGCAAAGGGGAGAUAACUGUUGGGAAGGGGAGAUAACUCUAUUGAGAGAUAAAUAUGAUUUUAUUUGAUACUUGGAGGCAGACUACCAUUAAUUUCCCCAUUGACUUUAAUGUUAAUUCUGGCCUCUUUACCCACCUCAAAUUUUCCCAAGAUUUGCAUUGGGCUGAAUGAUUUUCACUACAGAGAAACAAAUGAUCAUGUCUAUGCACUGAAAUUUGUAUGAGAUUGACCACCAAACUUUUGAGAUACACAAACGUGAAGUAGCAUACUGAAAACAUGUAACUAUUUGCUGUACAUAUCACCGUAACCAACCUAUUUACCAAAACCAGGCAGAAAAUAUUAAUUCAAACCAUCUUCAUCCAUUCUAGACCAACAAAAUCAACAAAAAUGGGUAUGUGAAAGGGGAGAAAAGAGAGAGAGAGAGAGAAUUGCUAUAAAUAGACGAACUACAAUUUGUGGGUACCGAGAUGGUGAAAUUUAAUGGUGGUCUGCCUCCACUUGUCCUGUGAUUUUAAGUGAAACUAGGAUAAUGGUUUGAAUUAUCUGCUACUAGUGUUUAGAUAACUAAACAGAUCAUUUCACCAUUAUCAGAGGGGAGAUAACUCAUAUAUAUAGAGGGGAGAUAUAUGAUAUAAAUACUGUCAUUUACACAUAAUUUGUGUAAUUAUAUGAUAGACUAAUAAUCAUGCCAGGUGUUUGAUACCUUAUGGCAUGUAUUACAUUAUGACAUGUUAAAUAUGUAUUAUAUUAUGGCAUGUUAAAGAUGUAUUACAUUAGGACAUGUUCAAGAUGUAUUACAUUGUGGGUCAUGUUAAAGAUGUAUUACGUUAUGGCAUGUUACAGAUGUAUUACAUUAGGGCAUGUUUAAGAUGUAUUACGUUAGGGCAUGUUCAAGAUGUAUUACAUUAGGGCAUGUUCAAGAUGUGUUACAUUAUGGGUCAUGUUAAAGAUGUAUUACAUUAUGGCAUAUUAAAAAUGUAUUACAUUAGGGCAUGUUCAAGAUGUAUUACAUUAGGGCAUGUUCAAGAUGUGUUACAUUAUGGGGCAUGUUAAAGAUGUAUUAUAUUAUGGCAUGUUAAAGAUAUAUUACAUUAUGUGUCAUGUUAGAGAUGUAUUACAUUAUGCCAUGUUAGAGAUGUAUUACAUUAUGACAUGUUAGAGACGUAUUACAUUAUGUCAUGUUCAAGAUGUAUUACAUUAUGUGGCAUGUUAAAGAUGUGUUACAUUAGGGCAUGUUAGAGAUGUAUUACAUUAUGGCAUCUUAAAGAUGUAUUACAUUAUGUGUCAUGUUAGAGAUGUGUUAGAUUAUGUGUCAUGUUAAAGAUGUGUUACAUUAGGGCAUAUUAGAGAUGUAUUACAUUAUGGCAUGUUAAAGAUGUAUUACAUUAUGUGUCAUGUUCAAGAUGUAUUACAUUAUGGCAUGUUAAAGAUGUAUUACAUUAUGUGUCAUGUUAGAGAUAUUUUUAGGUUGAAUAUGUGUCAUGUUAAAAGUGUGUUAAGUUGUUUGUUUUGUAAGAUAUGUUUUACAUUAUGUUUGUGAGAUGCAGAACAUGAUGUUGUUAAAUAUAUGUUCUGUUAAAGCUAAUUUCAGCUCUCAAGAUGUUUUCAAUUUUUAUUGUGUAAAAUAUUAUGUAAAUACAUACGUAAAUGAAGUUCUAAA
This is a messenger RNA of Patella vulgata (common limpet), 9792 nucleotides long. Its product is annotated as midasin. Gene Ontology annotation, cellular component: preribosome, large subunit precursor. Lineage: Eukaryota; Metazoa; Mollusca; Gastropoda; Patellidae. Gene Ontology annotation, biological process: ribosomal large subunit assembly; rRNA processing. Bases 16 to 8019 code for a protein of 2667 amino acids. The record is from RefSeq and is a predicted model, not a curated record. The transcript is spliced from 52 exons.